AUGGCACCCAUGAAGAUUAGCUGGUCGUAUCCCCCAAACCUUCCAGCAGGCAAGACCCUUUCGGAUUACACAUCAGGUGCAGCCCCGAUCAUCACCGACUAUUACGAGUAUGAUAUCGUAGUGGGCGGCUUCCGAACGCCCAAACCCAGCUUCGGGCUCUCCCGAUGCGCCAAAAAGGGACGAACGGAGCCAAUAUAUCCUUCAACAGACACCUUCAAUUCGUCCGAGGGCCAUCUGGCCGCUGAUGGCACCUGGCAAUCCAUGGAUUCUCAUGAUAAUGGCCCCUGGGAGAACGAGUAUCCAGCAGGCAAGCACCCAUGGAUCACUCCUGUGUGGUAUAUGGUUGGGAACGAGACUACAGGGACCAUUUGUUGGUGGGAGCUGUACAGCGUCAGCGAGGAGAAGAUACCGUGCUCUCCAUCACAAGGGCGGGAUUGCGAGACGGCGUAUACGCGGUUUGUGACGGUGCUAGGGAAUGAUACGGAGAAUUACUUUGCGACAAUACCAUUCACCGUGCACCCAGGAAUGAGGAAAGGGAAUGUGAAUCAUACAUGGCAUAAUGGGGUUCACAGUGGAUCGAAAACAACUCUCGCCUUCUCGAAUAUGCCGACGGGGAAUGCAGCGGCGGGAUUACGGCCUACUUUUUUUCAGGGCGGUGUUUUUGCUUUGAUAGCGUUGAUAUUCAGAAGCCCUCUGAUAUAG
Molecule: messenger RNA, 702 nt
Organism: Histoplasma mississippiense
Lineage: Eukaryota; Fungi; Ascomycota; Eurotiomycetes; Onygenales; Ajellomycetaceae
Exons: 2
Coding region: 1-702 (233 amino acids)
Source: RefSeq, a predicted model, not a curated record